AUGCCGCGUGUCCUAGCUACGCAGUCGCACGUAGUGCAUGGUUAUGUCGGCAACAAAGCGGCCACGUUCCCUCUUCAAUACCUCGGCUGGGACGUUGACUGUGUUAACUCCGUGCAGUUCUCUAACCACACGGGGUACGGGAUAGACAAGGUGUUUGGUUCCGUUACCAGUUCCAGUGAACUGGAGUGUCUCUUCAACGGAGUUUUGAGCCUGGCAUCAACCGGUUCCCAGUAUGACGGUAUACUUUCCGGUUACCUACCGAAUAGCCAUUCUGUACGCACAAUGGGCUAUUAUUACCAGCAGCUCAAAAGGCAGAAUAGUCGGCUGCUGUGGCUGAUGGACCCGGUGAUGGGCGAUGAAGACCAGCUCUACGUGGACAAGGACGUGGUGCCCGCAUACAGAGAGCUUGUAGAAUCUGGCAGCGUCGACAUACUCACGCCGAAUCAAUUUGAAAUGGAGUUGCUACACGGCAGGAAAAUCGCAAGCCUCCAGGAACUGGAAGGUGCAAUCAAGAGCAUACAUCGCCACGUCCCAAUUAUUGUGGUCACGUCGCUGUCCCCAUCGGUGUUCGCGGAUCCCGACCAUGUAUAUUGCGUUGCGUCAGUCCGCGGCUCUGCAUGCAACUUCUACAGGGUCCCUCUCAUCGACUCCUACUUCACAGGCGUGGGCGACCUCUUCUCCGCGCUGCUGCUGCACAGCGCCUAUGGCUCCCUACUGCAGAAACAGCGCAAUUUUGCCGAGGAUAUUAAUUGGGCUCUAAAUAUCGUCCAGCAGGUAUUGGAGAACACGCGUCAGAUGUCUGCUGUCAAGUCACGGGCAGUCAUCGGACACGCCCCUUCGAUGUUGAAAAUGGAACUCCGCAUUGUGGAAAGCAGAAACUUCUUCCGGUGGCGAGAUUCUUGGUCAGCAGAAGAGCGCGACUUCAAGUGGUUCCCGUGCACGUCCUGA
This is a messenger RNA of Eremothecium gossypii ATCC 10895, 948 nucleotides long. RefSeq names its product putative pyridoxal kinase BUD16 (gene BUD16). Gene Ontology annotation, cellular component: cytosol. The transcript has a single exon. Gene Ontology annotation, molecular function: pyridoxal kinase activity. The record is from RefSeq and is marked provisional. Gene Ontology annotation, biological process: pyridoxal 5'-phosphate salvage. Bases 1 to 948 code for a protein of 315 amino acids. NCBI's taxonomy places the organism in Eukaryota, Fungi, Ascomycota, Saccharomycetes, Saccharomycetales, Saccharomycetaceae.